GUUUUCAUUAAGGAUAAAGAAGACGCAUCACGCAAAAAAAAGGAAUCAAUUGUUGAUCUCUCACGUUUCAUAGACAAGAAGAUAAGAGUCAAAUUCCAAGGCGGAAGAGAAGCCUCUGGGAUAUUAAAAGGUUAUGAUGCUUUGAUAAACCUAGUGCUAGAUAACGCCGUCGAAUAUAUUCGUGAUUCUGAUGACCCGCAGAAGAUAACCGAGGAGACACGGCCUUUAGGAUUAAUAGUUGCUCGAGGAACAGCAAUCACCGUAGUGGCGCCAAAUGACGGCAUUGAACAGAUCCCAAAUCCGUUUGUUUGA
This is a messenger RNA of Enterobius vermicularis (human pinworm), 312 nucleotides long. The record is from the annotation of a GenBank genome assembly. NCBI's taxonomy places the organism in Eukaryota, Metazoa, Nematoda, Chromadorea, Rhabditida, Oxyuridae.